Molecule: messenger RNA, 2043 nt
Organism: Benincasa hispida (wax gourd)
Lineage: Eukaryota; Viridiplantae; Streptophyta; Magnoliopsida; Cucurbitales; Cucurbitaceae
Product: monolignol oxidoreductase AtBBE-like 13
Molecular function (GO): oxidoreductase activity; FAD binding
Source: RefSeq, a predicted model, not a curated record
CAAAAUAUAUUCUCACCCAUAAUAGCUAUAUACAUAUAUAUAUAUAUACCUCUAGUUCUUAAACCAUCAUCUCAAAUCCUAGCCCCAUACUUCACAAUUUCAUCAAAAAGAAAUUAGCAAAAACUAUGUUUCAUUCAGGCUCUUCCAUUUUCAUUCUAUUACUUGCCUUUCUUCUCUCACUUUCACUUUCAAGCUCAGCUUCAUUGGAGCAAAGUUUUCUACAAUGUGUGUCUGUUAGUUCUCAACAAUCUGUCCCUCCCUUCUCUGUUUGUGCUCAAAACAAUGCUUCAUUCUUCCCUCUCCUUCAGGCAACUGCACAAAACCUCAGAUACUUGGAUCCUUCAGUUCCAAAGCCUGAAUUCAUCUUCACUCCAUUGUAUGACACUCAUGUCCAAGCAGCUGUAAUUUGCUCGAAGAAGCUCCGAAUACAUCUCCGAGUGCGUAGCGGUGGCCACGACUACGAGGGUCUUUCUUAUGCUUCUGAAAUCGAAACUCCUUUCAUCGUUGUAGACCUAGCGAAACUCCGGUCAGUCGAAGUGAAUAUCCAAGAUAACACUGCAUGGGUUCAGGCUGGUGCAACGGUUGGUGAAGUUUACUAUAGAAUCUCAGAGAAAAGCAAUGUCCAUGGCUUCCCUGCUGGCCUUUGCACUAGCUUAGGUAUUGGUGGCCACAUAACAGGCGGUGCAUACGGCUCCAUGAUGAGAAAAUAUGGCCUUGGUGCUGAUAAUGUCAUCGACGCUCGAAUCGUUGAUGUUAACGGUAGAAUCCUCGAUAGAUCGGGGAUGGGAGAGGACUAUUUUUGGGCCAUUAGAGGAGGUGCUGGAGGCAGCUUUGGGAUUAUUCUAUGGUGGAAAUUGCAGUUGGUUCCUGUUCCAGAAACGGUGACAGUUUUCACUGUUCCAAAGACAUUAGAGCAAGGUGCCACUCAAAUCCUGUACAAAUGGCAGCAAGUUGCUGACAAAUUGGAUGAAGACUUGUUCAUUAGAGUCCUAAUACAAGUAACCAAUGAUAAAGCCACAAAAGAAAGAACUAUUACUACUGCUUACAAUGCUCUCUUUCUUGGAGAUUCCAACAGACUCCUACAAAUUAUGGGAAAAAGCUUCCCUGAAUUGGGUUUGACACCAAAAGAUUGUAUUGAAACCAGCUGGAUAAAAUCAGUUCUUUAUAUAGCUGGAGAAGCACCUAAAACACCUCCUGAAGUUCUUCUACAAGGAAAGCCACAAUUCAGGAACUACUUCAAAGCUAAAUCAGACUUUGUUCAAGUCCCAAUCCCAGAAACUGGACUGGAAGGUCUAUGGAAAAGGUUGCUGCAAGAAGACCACCCACUAAUGAUCUGGAACCCUUAUGGAGGAAUGAUGAGCAAGAUCUCAGAGAAUGAAAUCCCAUUCCCACAUAGAAAAGGAAACUUGUUCAAAAUUCAGUAUGUAAACUCAUGGCAGGAUGGACAUAAAGAUGAAGAAAAACACAUGGAGUGGAUUAGAGAACUUUACAAUUACAUGGCUCCAUAUGUUUCCAAGUCUCCAAGAGCUGCAUAUGUAAACUACAGAGAUCUUGAUUUGGGCAUGAACAAGAAGGGCAAUACAAGCUUGGCUCAGGCCAGUGAAUGGGGCAAUAAAUAUUUCAAGGACAACUUCAAUAGGCUUGUGAAGGUAAAGACAAAAGUUGAUCCUGGUAACUUUUUCAGGCAUGAACAGAGCAUUCCUCCUUUGGCAAGCUAAAAAAAUCCAAUAGAAGUUAUAACCAUUAACUAAUUUUCCAUCAACAAUAAGCCUCCAGUUAUUGCAAUUAGCUUCCUUUUUAAUGGUAUCAGAGCUGUCUAAUAAUGUAGAAGUGAUGUGAGGUUGAGUAUUCACUUCCCUAGGAGAUUGAACAAUGGUUUUUCACUUUUAUUUUCAUGUCAAACUUAGGGUGAGAGUAAGUGUGUGAUUUGACUUACUGUGUUCGUCUUUUUUUCUCUUGUUAUGAAAUUAGUAAUUAAAGAAUAUAAAAAAAUGUAAAAGAUUUUCAAAUUUCUUUUUCUUAAUAAAAUUGGUAAUUAAAGAA